GCUCCUCCGGCCGCAGCGUGGGGGCGGGGUCGGCAGCCGGGCCCCGGGCGUCCUGUGGUCCCUGCGCGCGGCGGCUUGGGCCGGAGCGUCUCUGGGCACCUCUGCGCUCGCAGCUCCGCGUCUCCCCACAUGGUGCGGUUGUUGAAAGCCAUCAAUAAAUUGUAAGGAUUUUCUGAAUAGCUACCCAAUUGUGUUUUUAGUUGAGCCAUAUUGGACGUUGAAAAUGGCACAUGGACUCCAAUGAUCCCCAUUUCCCCAUUUGCUACCUCUCGAGGGGGAAAUAUCCGGGAUUAUAAGAGGGCCCACUGCUCGUAUGAUCUGCGGGACUUGUGCGGAUUGAGGACUCAAUUUUAGGUUCCUCCUGGUGGGGACGGGUAUUCUGGUCUUUGAGUCCUCCGGAGAGAUUAAUUCAGCACGAGCUGCAGGGGCCUUAGGAAGAGGUCUAACAAGGCAGUCGUCAUCUAAUAUAUCAGGGGUAGGUUUUUGUACUUUAGUGGGGGAAGCUAGACACAUGCAACAACCCGCUCUGAGUUCAGGAUCUUGAUAUAGGGCCAUGAAUGCUUGAAUAUAAGGGAUUUCGGACCAUUUUCCCAGGUCGUGGCAAAGUAAGUCUAGUUGAAAAAUAAUAUUAAAAUUUACGGUGCUAUUCAUGGGCCAUUUUUCCUCAUUCAGAGUAUAUUGAGGUCAAAUAGUAUUACAGUAAAAGAUGCCUCUUUUUCUUUAGGUCUUGUAGAUCUGUAGAUCUUUUGCCCAGUUAUUUAAAAGGCAACCCAAAGGACUCAGUGGCCAUUGAGGACGUGGCUGUGACUUCAUUCUGGAGGAGUGGGCUUUACUGGAUCCUUCACAGAAGAAACUCUACAGAGAUGUGAUGUGGGAAACCUUUAGGAUCCUGGCCUCAGUAGGAAAAAUAUGGGAAGAUCAUGAUAUUGAAGAUCAGUACAAAGACCAGGAGAGAAAACAGCGAAAUCAUAUGGUAGAGAGACUCUGUGGAAGUGAAGAGGGUAGUCAGUGUGGAGAAAACAUCAACUUUAUUCCAAAUCUCAAUCUAAACAAGAAAACCACAGGAGCUAAACCAUGGGAAUGCAGUGCACGUGGAAGAGUCUUCAUGCAUCAUUCAUCCCUUAAAAUGCACGUUAGAUGUCACACUGAACACAAACAACAUGACUAUAAAAAAUGUGGAGAGAAGCGAUGUAAAUGUAAGGAAUGUGGUAAAGCCUUCACAUUUCUCAGUUCUCUUCGAAGGCAUGAAAUAGCUCAGACUGGAGAGAAGCCCUAUGAAUGUAAGAAAUGCAGUAAAGCAUUCACUUCUUCCAGAUCUCUUCAAGAUCAUGAAAGUACUCAUACUGGAGAGAAAUCCUAUGAAUGUAAAAAAUGCAGUAAAGCAUUCGCUUGUUCCAGUUAUCUUCAAAAACAUGAAAGACAUCACACUGGAGAGAAACCCUAUGAAUGUAAAAAAUGCAGUAAAGCAUUCAGUAUUUCCGCUUACCUUCGAAUUCAUGAAAGAAUUCAUACUGGAGAGAAAACCUAUGAGUGUAAGAAAUGUAGUAAAGCAUUCUCUUCUUCUAGGUCUCUUCAAGUACAUGAAAGAGCUCAUACUGGACAGAAACCCUAUGAAUAUAAAAAAUGUAGUGAAGCAUUCACUUCUUCCACUUCUCUUCAAAGACAUGAAGACAUCACACUGGGGAGAAACCUUAUGAAUGUAAAAAAUGCGGUGCAGCAUUCACUUAUUCCACUUCUCUUCGGCUACAUGAAAGAACUCAUACUGGAGAGAAACUCUGUAAGUGUAAAAAAUGCAGUAAAACAUUCACUUGUUUCAGUUAUCUUCAAAAACAUGAAAGCACUCAUACUGGAGAGAACCUCUACAAAUGUAAAAAAUGCAGUAAAGCAUUCACUACUUCCAGUUAUCUUCAAAUACAUGAAAGAAUUCACACUGGAGAGAAACCCUAUGAAUGUAAGAAAUGUAGUAAAGCAUUCACUUCUUCCACUUCUUUUCGAAGACAUGAAAGAAAUCACACUGGGGAGAAAUCUUAUGAAUUUAAAAAAUCCGGUACAGCAUUCGCCUCUUCCAGUUCUCUUUGAAAACAUGGAAGAAGUCACACUGGAAAGAAAGCCUGUGAAUGUCAGGAAAGUGGGAAAGCCUUUAUUUCUCAUGCAAACUUUUGAGGAUAUGCACGAAUGCACACUAGAGGAAAAAGCAUGUAAAUGUAAGGAAUGUAGGAGAGACUUGUCAUCCCAGUUCUUUCUGAAGGCAUGAAAGGACUCACGUGAUAAAAACCUCUUGAAUGUACACAGGGUUGGAAAGACUUCAGUUGGCCCAUAUUCUUCUCUGUGAAACUCCCACCAAAAAGAAAUAUAAAUGUAACUCAUAUGAGAAAGCUUGAUGGAAAUUAAUUUGUGUAUAAUGUUCUAGAAAACUUUCAACAUGAAAGAGUUGUUAUAAAUAUGUUGUGUUUACCAAGCCUCUUAAAGUGCAACAUUGGAUUGUGGGUUUUUGUUAAUUACUUUCAGAAAUGAAUACUGAGGUGAGAGUUCUGCAAGUGACCCUUCAUCAAUACUACGUAAGAUUAAUAGGUAGUGCUUUUUCCUAAAGUCAGUUAAUAAUAUUUUCUCUGUAAUUUUUUUUUUUUUUUUUUGAGGAAGAUUAGCCCUGAGCUAACUGCUGCCAAUCCUCCUCUUUUUGCUGAGGAGGCCCUGAGCUAACAUCCGUGCCCAUC
Molecule: messenger RNA, 2714 nt
Organism: Equus caballus (horse)
Lineage: Eukaryota; Metazoa; Chordata; Mammalia; Perissodactyla; Equidae
Source: RefSeq, a predicted model, not a curated record